Messenger RNA from Aaosphaeria arxii CBS 175.79, 2598 nucleotides. RefSeq lists its product as uncharacterized. NCBI's taxonomy places the organism in Eukaryota, Fungi, Ascomycota, Dothideomycetes, Pleosporales. The record is from RefSeq and is a predicted model, not a curated record. The coding region runs from base 1 to 2598 and encodes 865 amino acids. The transcript is spliced from 2 exons.
AUGAGUGAAAGUUUCGACUGGAGCUCCUCCGGCUUAGACUGGACACAUUUCCACUCUCUUGCGAAUCUCCUCUCACUCCGGAAUGGCGGACAGGCCGAACCGGCUUCAUUAUCUAGCGUAGCGCUUGAAGAGGAUUGGACUUACAGUGACAAUGAAGACGAAUAUGCGCCCAGCAUGGGAGGCACUGACGUUGCUCGAUUCCUAUCAGGUUCAGGGCACGAGAAGUUGAAAAAGAAGCUCCUUGACUGUUUGGCGGAGUUUGCAGCGAAUAAGAAAGGAGGAACGGGAGUUGCCUGCUCCGUAUUGGAGGAGGCUGAAGAUAAUGUCGCUAUCUGGAUUGCUCGCAAUGAUGGCUUUUCAGAAAUUGACCAGCCUGUGUUUGAUAGAAUUGGGGAGCUUUUGGGGGCGCUAUCUGUUGAUGAAGGUGACCAACCUAAAACGUUGCUGUGGGAAGAGAUUAUCUCGUAUCAUCGGAACCGGAUUUCAAAAGACCACGUUCCUGCACUGAGGGCAAGUUUCAAAGCAUAUGGGGCCACUUGCACUCAGAACGAUACCAUGGCACUUGAUGCAGCCCUGUCUUGCCUGCGAGGCAUUCUCUUCGAUCACACUCCCAACAAUGAUCAUGUCCAUGACAGGCACGCAAAACUUGCUAUCGCAUGCUACGAUUUGCGCCAGACGAGAAACAUUGAAAAGAUACUCCACAGCUCUCCCAGUGCAACGUCGAAGUCAAAGAAGUUGUGGUUCACCAUCUGUUCGUUUGCCCGUCUCAGAGUUGCAUUCCAGACUUUCAAGGACAUCGCUCUUGCACUCCCAAGUUUCGCACAAGUCUCAGUCAUCUUGGUUCCACGUCCGGUCGUGCCUUCACAUAUGUCUCGAUGCCCGCUGAGUUUGAGCCAAACCUUUGGUCUUCUCCAGUUGACUCUGAAUCCUGCUACGACAAAAGCUGUCUUAUGUCAGAAAUGGACGGUCGAGAGGGCGGAACAUGAAUUCACUGAACGACAAAAUCAGUGCCCCAACAUCCAUUGCGAGGUGCAAAUGCUGAUGUUCCUGAACUCCAGGGCGUCAUCUGCGUCCAACCCGUUUCCAUACAUUGGGUGUAGUAAGCUCAGCUGCUUCAUGUAUCAUAACUUCCUACAGUCGUACGGGCGGUUCACGACAAGAGGGUGCCAUGGCCGCCUUUUCAGGCCAUGGACCAUGCCGAUUGUCAAUCAACUCCUGCCUGGCCGGGCAGAUAGGACGGCCAAGGCACUCGUGUCGGUACAAAUCGAGGUCCAGAACCAACUAACGGCAUCAGUUGAAAACUAUCUUCCGUUGGAGAGAACCUCGGUCGUUGGCAAAAACAGUGACUUCAGCGUUCGACAGGAGCAAGACUCAAGUGAAGACUUGGGGAUUGGACGCCUCAGGAUCAAGACAGAACUCAACAGAGUUGCAGCAAUGUUCAAAGGGUUAGUCACCUUCAUUAUCCUCGGCCUUUUUAACUUGGUCUUUCCGAAAUCGUUCGCGCUGAAAAUCAACAGGCAAAUAGAGAAAAUACAUGGAUCCGUCACGCAGCCAUAUUCGAAGCCGGAAGGCAUUGAGCUGAAACACAGCUGUGCCAUAUGUGACAAACCGACAACGAGAAGGUGCAGUCUUUGCAAUCGGGACUUUUUUUGCAGCGAUGCCUGCCAGCAGAAAAGAUUUGAUAGACAUCUGUUCACGUGCUCAGAACGACCACUGACCACCGCCGACUAUCUGUGGAAAUCACUGGCGGAGGAUCGCAUGCCUCCGGAGGACGAAGUUCUCGAGGACUUUGGGUUUGACGCACUUGUUGGAAUCGAUAAAACUUAUCUCUUGGGUCUCUACCGUGGCCUUUUCCUCUCCGAGCAGGUCUCACCGGAAGAUGUACACAAAUGGCGUACUGCAGAAAUCUUGACUGAAAAGAUCAAAGAGUUCUAUUUCAAUAUUCCGGAACAAUUCCGCGGAGGAUACUUUCCCUGGUUUCUAAAAAACUCUAAUAUUCUUGAACACCCAACGACCAAAGAGGAAGCAAAACAAAAGCUAAAAACAAUCCUCUACGACCAGGCUAUAUCUUACCUGGAUAGUGAAGAUUACAACACGGAGCCAAAGGAUCUUAGACCAGAAGCAAAGAGAGAUAGUUAUAUCAUAUUAGCACAGGCAGUCUACCAUUGCAUUCCCAAUGAGAUAGAAAGAAAUUGGUACACGUUCGGGUUCGUAACCUGCCGUGGACAGGGUGAGGAAAGUAUUUUGGUGGAGAUUUACCGGCUUCUACUCGCAAAAAGCGACGAUAGUGCCUUCUUCAAGUUUAAUAAACGCCCAAGCGGUACCGCUCCGCUCGCUACAUUCACGGAGUUCUGGAAAGCGUAUGAAGCCGGAACACUCAUCAAACUCAUGGAUUUGAAAGGCUUGAGAGAACGACGAUCCAGACUUCCAUUCUUAGAAGAGUUCUUGUCCUCGGGUCCACAUGGCCCCCGCCCAUCCGUGUGGGACCUCAAGUGGUUUCUCAGAUCAGAAAUCCGGUUGAUUACACCCCGUCGCCUACAGUCCUCAUUGACUACGGAUUCACACACUGCCACACAUCUGAAGAAAAGUGCACACUGA